Messenger RNA from Galendromus occidentalis (western predatory mite), 2325 nucleotides. Its product is annotated as peroxidase. Gene Ontology annotation, molecular function: heme binding; peroxidase activity. The transcript has 16 exons. NCBI's taxonomy places the organism in Eukaryota, Metazoa, Arthropoda, Arachnida, Mesostigmata, Phytoseiidae. Gene Ontology annotation, biological process: response to oxidative stress. The coding region runs from base 1 to 2325 and encodes 774 amino acids. The record is from RefSeq and is a predicted model, not a curated record.
AUGAGGACAUCGAAACGGAAACGGAUACACAACUUCGUGGAGUUUGUAGCCUUGUUGUCUUGUUUCUGUACUUAUCGGUGCAUCUCGGCCGAAGACGGCGCGAGCUCGUCACGCGAGAGCAAUGACCGCGGUUCCGGUGAGAAAUACGAAUGCGCCCUGUUACUCAAGCGACACUACGUACCCCAUGGCGAGAAAGAUCGCGGAUAUAAUGAUCCGUAUAGCGGGACCUACGGGAACGAGGCGGAUCGAGGCUAUUACAAUGACGUCGAGCCCCACGAGGUGAUCUGCAUAAAAUACGCCGAUAUCAAUAAAGCUGUACGCGAAGCAAAACGCCGGACAAAUUUCAUCCGCCCCCGAGGUAUCGAUGAUCCCCUGCCAACCGAAAGAGAUAUCGCGCCCACCGGAGAGCUCACGCUGGAAACCACUCGAAUACUCGCAGGGGAAUUCCGAUUGACUCAUGACGAAAUAUCCAAUGCGCUCCCAUUGAUCGAUGUUUCCCAAACCGACCUAUGGGAUGCGUGUCCCGCUCACGUAAAACCCAUUCCCUGUACUGUGGAGCGCUUCCGGACCCAGGAUGCCCGGUGCAAUAACAUUAAACACCCGUCGUGGGGCGUGACGAACACACCGUUCGUUCGAUUUCUGCCACAAGUCUACAGUAACGGCAUCGACGGCCUUCGUUUAGCUAAGGAUGGCGGAGAUCUGCCGAAUCCACGGGCGAUCUCGAAUUUCAUACAUCGGGACUUCGAUGAACCGUCGCCCAUGCUGACAAUUCUGGUGAUGUCUUGGGGUCAAUUCAUAGAUCACGACCUAACUCUCGCAGCUCCGCCGCGAGAUGAGCAGGAUCUCGACUUCGACUGCUGCGGAGUUCCUCCAGAUAUGCAGCAUCCCCUGUGUUUGACGAUCGAUGUCUCCCCCAAAGACCCUUUUUACGGUCAAUUCAAUCGGCGAUGCAUCGAAUUCAAGCGGUCCUUGGCCGGGCAGAGACCAAACUGUGCAUUGGGUCCUAGAACACAUAUCAACAUUCUGUCCCAUACCAUUGACGCAAACUUCAUCUAUGGAUCGUCCGAUGCUCUCUCGGCUCGUCUCCGAGCUUUUGAUAGAGGUCUGAUGAGAACUUGGGACCGAUUUCGAGAUCUAGGAUUGAAACCCAUACUGCCUCCUGAGAGCGAGAAUCCCGAGCGGGACUGCAUAGGGCGUCCGCGGAACUUGUUCUGUUUCAUAGCCGGGGAUGAACGCGUCAACGAACAGAUUCAUCUGACCGUGCUGCAUACAUUCUACGUCCGUGAUCACAACAGAUUCGCUCUUGAGCUCGGGCGCCUUAAUCCGCAUUGGGACGAUGAUAGAACUUACCAAGAGACGCGCCAUAUUCUGGCUGCGAUGGUCCAAUACAUUGUGUAUCACGAGUAUCUCCCAAUGGCGCUUGGACCGGACAUAAUGUCGACGUAUAAUCUCACUCUUGUGGAGGACGGCUACUGGGACGGGUACGAUCCCGACGUCAACUUCGCUCUAGCCAAUAGUUUCCAAGCAGCUGCCUUCCGUUUCGGCCAUACUUUCAUUCAAGGAAUGGUCAGACGUUACAACAAAUAUCACGAGUUCCUCGGUCAGACACCCUUGAGGGAGCUCCUGCAGCAACCGUUCGUGGUUUAUGAGCCUGGGAAACUUGACGAGUUGGCCCUAGGUCUGAUAAACACACCUGCACAGACCUACGAUCCGUUUAUUACACAGGAGGUCACGGAGCAUUUGUUCCAAAACCCCGAGGAACCCUUCGGGCGAGAUCUCAUUUCGAUCAAUUUGCAACGGGCUCGAGAACACGGGGUUCCGGGCUACAACGCCUUCAGGGAAUGGUGUGGACUUGGACGCGUAGACACAUUCGAGGAGCUCGAGCCAUUCCUGAACAAUGGCACCGCGUUGCGGUAUUCUAAGAUUUACAAACAUCCGGACGACAUCGAUCUCUGGUCGGGGGGAAUCUCGGAGCGGAUCAUCGAAGGUGGAAUGAUCGGACCCACCUUCGCAUGCGUGGUCGGUAGACAGUUCCAAAAUCUCCGUCGCGGCGAUAGAUACUGGUUCGAGAAUCCGAACUUUCCUUCUUCUUUCACUCCAGAGCAGUUGCGCGAAAUCCGCACCGCCUCCCAGGCCAAGAUCAUUUGCGCUAAUGGAGACGAUAUACCCACGAUUCAGAGAUUCGUGCUACGACUCGCUCAUCCAGUCUACAACCCGCGUGUGCGAUGUGAGGACCUGCCUGAUCCGGACCUGAGUUACUGGAGGGAAGAUCCCAAAACGGGUCAAUGGCCGACUGCUAGCGAUGACUACAGAAGGAGGAAGUGA